Pimephales promelas (fathead minnow) is the source of this 2851-nucleotide messenger RNA. It is a transcript of the gene pla2g6, whose product is annotated as phospholipase A2, group VI (cytosolic, calcium-independent). Gene Ontology annotation, molecular function: protein binding; long-chain fatty acyl-CoA hydrolase activity. The record is from RefSeq and is a predicted model, not a curated record. Lineage: Eukaryota; Metazoa; Chordata; Actinopteri; Cypriniformes; Leuciscidae. Gene Ontology annotation, biological process: cardiolipin acyl-chain remodeling; positive regulation of ceramide biosynthetic process. Gene Ontology annotation, cellular component: mitochondrion.
UGGUUGUCAUGUAGUGAUUGUUGAUGUCCUAUCAAAAGUCAACUAUCUGCUGCGUCUCAGUACAUCAAUAACCGUACGGAAUAAUGAAAUAACGCAAAGCUCACUAUGCAGUUCCUGGGCCGUAUAUUGGACACGGUGAGCUCCGUGUCGAACCUGUUCUCCAACCCGUACCGUGUGAGGGAUGUGCAGCUGGCGGAAUAUAAUGGGAAAGUGCUAUUGAGACAGGAGGGGCGGCUGGUCCUGUACAGGAACCAACAGAGCCAGUCGUGGGACUGCCUGCUUCUCUGCCCUGAGUCUUCCUCUGUGGCCCUCAGGUUGUUCCAGGUGUCUUCUGAGGCAGAUGCCAUGAAUUGGUUUCCUCAGUACAGCCUCAAACUCCGCCCGUUUUAUGAGAUGCUCCGCCCACCUUUGAAACCCGAGAUGCUCCAGCCAAUCGUGGACUGUGUGCGGAAUCACCCCGACUACAGCUCAGCUCACGUCGCUGUGGAUAUCGGACUGAGAGAGUGUCUCAAGCACAAUUACAUUUUGAGCCAGAUGAACGCCCGUGACGCUCAGGGUCAGACGCCGCUUCACCUGGCCUGCGAGAGAGGAGACGUGGGCUGUGUGCGCGAGCUCCUGGAGGAGUGUCAGGCUCGCACGGACAUCAAGGACAAGAACGGGGAGACGCCCAUGCACUGCGCCGCUAAGCAAGACUCCGCCCUUAUUAUAGAGGUGUUGUGUGCACAACUGUGCGCGGGUGUGAACGAGCUGAACGCCUCCGGGGAAACGCCGAUGCACAUCGCGUGCCGCCUCGGGAGGGUGGAGGUGGUCAAGGGUCUGCUUGGGGGCGGAGCCCGCUGUGACAUCAUGGGAAGUAGUGGCUAUCCAAUCCACGCUGCCAUGAAGUUUAGCGAGAAGAGUUGUGCCGAAGCAAUUUUAUCGUCUAAUCCCAAUCAACUUCUAGCAGAGGAUCCGGUUUAUGGUGGAACGCCUCUCCACUGGGUGAAGACUGCCGAGAUGAGCCGUGUACUGCUGGACCGAGGAUGUAACGUCAACUACCUGAGUAAGACCGGAGAGAGUCCGUUACACAUCCUGACCAAGAGGGGGCGCUUUGAGGCCGCAAUGACUCUGCUGACACAUGGAGCCGACCCCAACAUUAAGGGCCAGGACGGAAACACAGCACUGCACCUCGCCAUGAAGUUGGACCACAUGGACUUGAUCAAAGCUCUCAUGGUGUUUGGAGCAGAUGUGGAGGUUCACAAUGACGUGGGAGAGACGCCAGGACUCAUCGCAGCGCGUACCAGCAAGGGGCCCAACCGUAAGGUGCUCUUGAACAUGCUGUGUAGUGUAGGGGCCGAACGGUGUCACCCCCCAUCCCUCGACAGCCCUAUCCCCAGCAUCAACAAAGCUCCGCCUCCUGGCAUAGGGUUUGAUGACAUCAUGUAUGUGGCCACAGCUGUCACGGCCAUGACUCGUGGAUUUGUAGAGGUUGAUGGGCUCAAAACAGGAGGCAAGAAAAUGGACAGAUUGUUGUGUCUUGAUGGUGGAGGAAUUAAAGGCCUGGUUCUGAUCCAGAUGUUAAUCUCUCUGGAGAAAGAGGCAGGACGUCCCAUUAGGGAACUCUUUGACUGGGUGUCUGGGACUAGCACCGGUGGCAUACUGGCUCUAGCUAUUGUACACGGUAAAUCGAUGGAGUAUCUUCGCUGUCUGUACUUCAGGAUGAAGGAACAGGUGUUUAAAGGUUCUCGACCGUAUGAGUCUGGUCCUCUGGAGGAAUUUCUGAAGAACGAGUUUGGAGAAAAUACCAAGAUGACGGACGUCACACACCCCAGAGUAAUGGUAACUAGCGUUCUUGCAGACAGACACCCUGGAGAACUGCAUCUGUUUCGUAAUUACGACCCACCGGUCCUUCAAAGAGACCCUCCGUACACAUCUACUGCCACAUUUCAACCCCUCACUGUGCCACAGGGGUGGGAGGACGAAGAUCUUUUGGUUGUAGGAUAUACUCGACCUCCUAGAAAGCGUAGGAAGGUGACGGAUGAAGAGCAAUUAGUUUGGCGCGCUGCCCGCUCCAGUGGAGCAGCUCCCACUUAUUUUCGACCAAUGGGGCGUUUUCUGGAUGGAGGGCUGCUGGCCAACAACCCAACGCUAGAUGCCAUGACAGAAAUACACCAAUACAACAAAGCCCUGAAGGCACAGGGGUGCGAGGAAGACGUGAGCAGGUUAGGGGUGGUCCUGUCGUUGGGGACGGGUAAACCUCCUCAGGUGGCGGUCAACUCUGUGGACGUGUUUAGGCCUUCAAACCCGCUGGAACUGGCCAAGACCUUCGUUGGCGCCAAAGAACUGGGCAAGAUGCUCGUGGACUGCUGUACGGACUCAGACGGCUGUGCAGUGGACCGAGCUCGAGCGUGGUGUGAGAUGGCCGAUAUUAACUACCACAGGCUGAGUCCUCAGCUGUCUCAGGAGGUGAUGCUGGACGAGGUCAGUGACGCUGUGUUGGUCGACAUGCUGUGGGAGACUCAGAUGUACCUGUAUGAGCACAGAGAGGUCAUACGAACACUCUGCCAGCAACUCCUGCAGCUCUGACACUCAUUCUUCCUAUACGGAGAAGGAUUCUGCUUCCAUUAGCGUGUGUAUGUUGUUGUGACAUGUUCAAUUAACUUAAAGGAAGAAUAUUUAUAAAGAUAAAUAAUUAUAACAUACUUUCCCCAUAUGUUUUGUAUGUGUCAUAAAUACCAAAUUGGACCAAGGUUAAUAUAACAAAAUACAUGAAGGUUACCACUUCAGUCCAAUAUUUGAACUAUAGAUAUUUAUGAACGAGAUAUUUUUAUAUUGCAUUAUAUUUUAUGUAUGCUAAAUCUACAUGUGACAU